Messenger RNA from Cervus elaphus (red deer), 3008 nucleotides. RefSeq names its product sperm tail PG-rich repeat containing 1 (gene STPG1). The coding region runs from base 482 to 1483 and encodes 333 amino acids. Gene Ontology annotation, cellular component: germinal vesicle; female pronucleus; male pronucleus. Gene Ontology annotation, biological process: epigenetic programing of male pronucleus. The record is from RefSeq and is a predicted model, not a curated record. The transcript has 11 exons. Gene Ontology annotation, molecular function: histone binding; chromatin binding. Lineage: Eukaryota; Metazoa; Chordata; Mammalia; Artiodactyla; Cervidae.
CAGGGAGGACGUCGGGCUGGGUCUGGAAGGCUCCAGGUGACUUGCUCACUGCAACUGCCCUUAUAGAUCCUCUCAACAACCCAGUGAGUGAGACGUUGGGCUCACUCCUGUUUCACAGAUGAAGACGUGCUAUUUGGACAGAGACCUCCACCGUGAGAAAGGGGCAGUUGUGGUGCAGACGCUGACACCGAGUAAGCUCAGAGAGAACGCCCGACAGCGGAUCGAGGUUGACAGAAUUGUUAGCAGCUGCCCAAACGACAGCGCGGCAGCUUUUCACGCUAAAGAAACGAAGGACACCAUUGGCUCGAGUUCAUCAGGAAGCGGGCAGAAGGUGGAAGCUAGAACGCUAGGCUUGUGGUUGCCAUAGCGACAAGGAGGCCGCCGGCCAGAUUCAGUCCAGCGGGACAGACGAGGUGCUUAGAAGAACAUGUAGUCGAGUUUUUCAUCAAACAAAUGGAACGUAUCACAGAACUUUGCUAAGAUGGACACACAAAAAGACCAACACUCUGGCAAAAAAUAUUCCAGAACGGCUAAGAAAGUCCAGAAAGGUUUUACUGCUGCAUAUCCAACACAAUCCUCCAUUCCUUAUAAAUAUCAGCCUUUCGUAAUUCCAGAAUCAGAAAAAAAGGGAUUUAAUAGCCAAGCCAAGAGAUUUUACCACAAACAGGAUGAUAUCCCAGGCCCGGGGUUCUACAACGUCAUUCACCAGUCCCCUGUGUCCGACAGCGUGUCAUUGUCCAAGAAAGGGACAUGCACUUUCCCUUCUAUGUGUGCCCGACUGGACACCAUCGUUUCUAAAUACCCAGCAGCUAAUGCGUACACUAUCCCAUCUCAUCUUGUUUCAAAGAAAGACUUCAGCAAUUCCUGUUCCAGCAUGUUCCAGUUGCCAAGCUAUGAGAAAGUACUCAAAUUUGAAACCCCUGCACCAAACCAGUACAAUGCCUCCGACUCCUGCUGCAAGCAGGCAAACAACGUCUGUGCCCGAGCUGGGUUCGUGUCCAAAACCCAGAGAGGACUUUUCGCUGUUUCUAAAACAGGACCCGCCCCAGGGCAUUAUGAUGUGAACGAAUCCCUUGUGAAGCAGUCACCGAAGAUAUUGAUGUCUUGUUUUAAAUCAAAAACCGACCGUGGAUUAAAGCUGACGUCAACAGGCCCAGGACCCGGUUAUUACAACCCAAAUGGUCACCCCAAAGUUCAAAAAAAGACUCUGAUCCCGAGAAACCCCAUCCUGAACUUCUCUGCCCAGCCUUUGCCUCUGCCCCCGAAGCCGCCUCUGCCAGGCCCCGGGCAGUACGAGAUCGUGGACUACACGGGACCCCGCAAGCACUUCAUCUCCAGUGCGUCUUUCGUGUCCAACACCAGCCGGUGGACAGCGGGGCCGUCCCAGCCAGGCCUGCCCGGCCCAGCCACGUACAAGCCGGAAUUCCCUGGCAAGCAGUCGUUUCUCUACAAUGAGGACAACAAAUGGAUCCCAGUGUUGUAGUCGCCGCAUUCGAGCUCAAGGAGACCCCCGGCCGCCCCCCCAGGCACCCCAGAGGGUCAGCAGGGAGUGCCCAUCUCGUGUGUGUGUGACAGCUGAUGGCACGGGGUGGCCUGCCCCCCUCCCUUCAUCCCUGGCCUGCUGGUGCAACCGGGCUGCCAUGCUUGUCCUGAGCCGCGCCCUGGAGCGUGGAGCCCCCCCGCCACGCUCUGAGCCCCGUGGAUUCCUGAGCAGAAGCGAGGGGUGAACAGAGCCCCCGCCCUCGGUCAUUUCACCCCUUGCGCCCGUCCAGGCCAUCUCCAGUCUCCAGCAGCUCGCGAAGCUCGGCCUCCAAGAGGAGGCCACCAACAGCCAAUGCCCCGUCCCGAAGCCCGAUGCUGAGCCAGGGCCCUGCGGCCGUGGCCCCGGCACCCUCCCAUCCUUUGGCCUUUGACCUCCACAUCCCUCCCGGAACUCUAGGGUCCAGGAAGGCCCAGAGGCCCAGUGCCAGGGAGCUGGAGGGGUUGCCUGGCCCUUGCCCCCAGCCCAGGCCUCGUGUCUCACCUCAGGAGAGCACGGCAGCAUCGCUGUGGUCUUGUGAGCUCAUCACCCGCCCUCAGGGGAGGCCAACCCGUCCGUUUAUCGGCUCUGUGCCCAAGUGGCAGGCGCAGGCGGGACCCUCUGGGGCCAGAGUCGCGGGCACAAUGGUUCUGAGGGGCGCCUGUAGGUCCUUUCACCUGGCUUUCCCCUUUCCUGGCCGUCUCUGUCCCCCUCACCUCCUGCUUAAGUUGAAUAUGACCUUUACUGAACCUUUUUAGGCCUGUCAAGUCAGUCCCCCUUGGCAAGAAAAAGGGAUUCUCAAGGAACCCAGAGGAGCUAGAGUGAACCACACGCCUCUCCCUCCCUAGCCACCCCCGUGGCUUUGACCUUCCUAAGUGGAAGCCUCCUGCGCUCUCUGCUACACCUCCCUGUGUCCCCCCACUUGCCCUUGACUCUCUCCUUAGACUCUGCUUUGUGACUUUUAGCUCAGAGCUGGCCACUGAUGGACUCUCCUUUCAGGGAAGGGCUGCUGAGGAAGAGGGCAGGAGGAGGAUGGGAUAGCGUGUCCAUUUAAACCGAGUUCUCAUUUCUCACAAAUGCUGGGCUUGCUGUAAACCUCAGGUUCCUGGCACGUGCCCCCACUGCUCUGGAUGAGCAGGAGGCAGCCUGGAGUGUAGCCCCAGGAGCGUCCAGAGUCUGGACCUGAAGGCAGACACAUUGUGCUGCAUCCGCUCUGGCCCUAGCUUCUUCUGGGGGUCAACUUGGAGCGGAAUUUGGAGGCUCAAGGUCAAGCACUUCCAGGGCUGGGUGGGCAAGGCAGGGGGCAAAACAGGUGAGGCGAGAGGAGGUCCGGGAGCUGAGGCCGCUGUCCAUCUAAAGGCCUGCUACCUGUCUCCAGAUCUGCAGAUUCUUUGGGAGAGCCUGGGAAAUUUUAAAACCUGAAACUUCUCGAUUGGAAAUGUGAACAACCUUAUUUCAACUAAAAUUUUUUUAUUCGGGCUAAAGGAAA